AUAAUGCGAAAAUUUUAGGUUUAAUCCUCGUCAGAAUAAAAAAAUUUUUUCUACUCUAAUCUUUCUUCAUCAAUCUAAAAUUAAACUUCUAAACUAUUAACUAUAUAUAUGAGAAUUUAAAAAAACCGGUAACUGUUUAAAUAAAAUAUCUAAAUUUAAUAAAACUUCUCCCCCCAUUAUCUCAACUAAAAAAAAUCAUUCAUUCCCAAAAAUUUCAAUCCAUCAAAAUCUUUUAAAUAAAAAAAAACCCUACUCUUUAUUAUUAGACAGAUAACAUGCGGGUAAAAAAGCACAGACGAAAUAAACCCGGGUAAGUUUGAACGGUAGUGGGUGGGAGUCAAUCGAGAAUCUAAGUAAGAGUCAGUACACAGUAUUUCACUCAGUCUGUCCGCGAGCGUCUGACAAGUUGAAUCAGGCAUCAGGUCUUUAAAAGUACCGCCGUUCGAUAAACAAUAUACUCGCUUAAUAAAUGAUAAUAAUAAAUAAUAAAUAAAAAAAAAACAUACCAAAUGAAAUUAUCACUUAUUCUUGGUGAUUUUUAGUGCCUAGUGUUAAUAAAAUAAUAAAAUAAAUAAAUAAUUAAAACCGAAAAAUAAAAAUGCGGGAAAUGUGUUGUUUUCGCGGUUUCUUAUCAUUAAUAUUUGUAUUAGUGAGUUACAGUUUGCUUGAUGUAAUAAGGAGUACAAAUGGAUUCAACAUCGAGACCAAACAUUACACCAGUUACAGGGAAGAAUCAUCUUCGAUGUUUGGAUUCUCUGUCGCCGAAUAUCGCGACCACAGUAAACGCGGCUGGGUCAUCGUAGGAGCACCGGAAGCACAGACAACUCAGCCAAAUGUAUUCCGUGGUGGUGCUGUUUACCGAUGUGACAUCGCUGUUGACGACAGUUGUAUACCUGUUGAAUUUGAUCGGAAAGAAAACAACUACAUUAAAAACCCAAAUCCACCGUACAACUUGAUACAAAUCGACAAUAAGACACAGCAGUGGUUUGGAGCAACUGUUUCUACAUCUCUCGAGGACGGCGGCCCGAUAUUGGCUUGCGCACCCAGAUACGUAUUCUUCUCUGUGUCCCAGCUGAAAAAGGAUCUGGGAGAUAGUUCCAGACAAUCUAUUGUGGGAAAUAGACGCGAUCCAGUCGGCACGUGCUGGGUUACCAAUUUUACGACUUCCACUGAAUUUUCACCAUGUCGAACGAGAAAUUUCGGAUACCACCGACAAGGAUACUGCCAGGCUGGUUUGGGCGCCUCAGUCUCCCGGGACGGCGAGCGGAUCUUUAUCGGCGCUCCUGGAAGCUGGUACUGGCAAGGUCAGCUGUACUCGGUGAUGAGAAGAAUGGAUAAUUUUCCCUUUGUCCCGCCAGGAAAUUCUUCAUUCGGUGUCUUUCCAGUUAUGUCCACGAAAGAAGGCUCUCCGGAAGAAGACGACAGUUAUCUUGGGUACUCGGUUACUGCGGGUGAUUUUAUUGGCAACGGUGAUAGUGGAACUGCUGUCGGUAUGCCAAGAGGGUUUGGAUUACAUGGAAAAGUGAUCCUUUUAACAUCGAAUAUGACAAAUCUACAAAAUAUCACCGGGGAACAAAUGGGUGGCUACUUUGGGUACGCAUUAGCGAGCGGUGACAUAGAUGGUGACGGAUUCGAUGAUUUAAUCGUCGGGGCUCCGAUGUAUACGAUUCCUGAAAACCCGGAGAUGAAUUACGAAACCGGGCGGAUUUAUAUAUUUUAUGGAAAGGGUCCAGAUAAAUAUCGUCAAUAUGUUACCAAAGACGGCGAAAGUAACAGAGGAAGAUUUGGUCUAUCGUUAGCUUCUUUGGGAGAUUUAGACCGCGACGGGUACGGAGAUUUUGCGGUCGGUGCUCCGUAUGCAGGUCCAGAAGGUCGGGGCUCAGUUUACAUUUAUUACGGGUCACGAGACGGCGUCCAAGAAAGCUAUUCCCAGGUGAUCCAUGCCCAAGAUCUGAGCAACCGUGUGGAGACGUUCGGGUUUUCUCUAGCUGGCGGCCUUGACCUUGACGGGAACCUGUACCCCGACAUGGUGGUGGGCUCCUACGACUCUAGCACAGCGAUGUUCUUCCGCUCGCGGCCCGUGAUCAAGAUGGUGCCUCAAGACACCUUCGUCGAGUUUGGGUCCUCAUCUAAGCUGAUAUCGCUCAACGAUAAGAACUGCACAUUGUCCGACACGACACCUGUUACCUGCCUGCCUCUCAAGGCCUGCUUUAAGUAUACCGGGGAAGGCGUUUUGUCCAGCUAUGACUUUAAUGUUCAGUAUGUUCUGGAUGUCAAGAAGAGCAAGAGCCCGAGACUUUUCUUCUUGGAGCACGAAGGCAAACAUACUUUGAAUCAUACCAUCACUGUUGAUCGUAAUCAGCAGUUUUGUCGCACUGUCAAGGUCUACGUAACGCCGAGCAUCCGAGAUAAAUUAACCUCCCUAGACGCGGAGAUGCGUAUGAGUUUAGCCGAGGAACGUUGGACAGACCCGCGACCCCGUGAUCCUCGCAUACCACUGCGCCCGGUUCUAGCGACGACGUCAUCUCGUAAAGACACCGUGUCAAUACGCAAGAACUGUGGCGCUGACAAUAUCUGUACCCCGGAUCUCCAGCUGACAGCGACACCUAAUGUUAAUCGUUACCUUCUGGGGUCAGGUAACCGCUUGGAGAUAGAUGUGUUGGUGAAAAAUGCCAACGAAGAUGCCUUCGAAGCGACCUAUAACCUGAUGCUCCCACCGGGCGUUGAUUACAUCAAGAUCGAGAGGAUUGAUAAGGCUGAGAUUCCUGUCCAGUGUUCAGCGCCGAAACAGUCCAACAACAAUACCCUCAAGUGUGACAUUGGAAAUCCUUUACCAAAAGGUAACCUCGUUCACUUCAAUGUCUUGCUCCAGCCCGUUGACGUUCACGAUGAAAAGUCUUCCUACGAAUUCCGGAUGAAUGUAAAUUCAACGAAUGCUGAACCUGCUUUAACAACAGCCGAUAACUCCCAGCAUCUUUCCUUGGAAAUUUGGGUGGAAACUGAGCUGUUGAUUGAAGGCGAAAGCAAGCCUAAAGAUGUCUAUUACAAUCCCGAUAAUUACACCGUGAUCAACGCAACCACUGACGUUGAAUACGGACCAGCUUUCAUUCACAAUUACACAAUUCGCAAUUUGGGUCCUUCAAGAAUUGAAGAAGCCGAAGUCUUUUUAAUUUGGCCUGCUGCUACUCUAGCAAAAGACGACUUGGUCUACUUGUUGGAACAACCAGAGACUACUGGCCCUCUGGUGUGUGCUACUGCGAACUCAAACCCGCUGAGUUUGAAGCUAGAACAAAGACGACGACAGUAUGUUAAUUAUUAUUCAUCAGGAAUCGUUCAUGAGCAUUUAGUUGGCUCUGGUAAGCCUAUUAAUGUUCAUACUGGCUAUGAAACUGCUACCGAACGAAGUAAUCAAUGGAAGACUUCAAAAACUGAAUCCACUUUUUCAGGAGGUUCUGUCUCAUCUGGAACUGUUUUAACCUCAUCAAGAGGUUCUGAAUCUUCGUUCCAGGGAUCUAAAUCCACUUCUGGAUUGAAAAAUGAAAAUCCUGUGAUAAUUCACACUGAAACUGGAAUCAGUAGUUUGGGAAUAAGCGACGCGAUUGGUUCAAUCCAGACAACAAAGGAACCAUUGCUUCCUAACCUACAUGAUGAUAAAGUUUGGGAAACUGGCAGAAAUUUUUAUGAUAAAAAUGAAUCCCAUGCUAUCUAUCAUGGUGGUAAUGGAGAUUCUGUUAUUACCGACGACAGCUAUGUGAACACCGGAGGCAGAACUAACGUCAAGGUGACGCAAACUUGGUCAGAGUCCAGGGACGAAGGAAAAAGAAGAUAUGAUGACGAAGAACGGAGGUUUGAAGAAGAACGGAGGCGGGAAGAAGAUAGGUUGGUGGAGGAAGAAAGAAGGAGGCAAGAAACUACGCGACUUUUGGAAGAAGAAGAAAGAAAGAGACAAGAAACUACGCGGCUUUUGGAAGAAGAAAGGAGAAGGCAAGAACAGAAAUUGGGCUCCCGUGAAUUUGUUUACGGGAGUGAGAAGAAAUAUGAAGAUGAUAAG
This is a messenger RNA of Cotesia congregata, 4051 nucleotides long. Lineage: Eukaryota; Metazoa; Arthropoda; Insecta; Hymenoptera; Braconidae. The record is from the annotation of a GenBank genome assembly.